Anthostomella pinea is the source of this 1176-nucleotide messenger RNA. The record is from the annotation of a GenBank genome assembly. NCBI's taxonomy places the organism in Eukaryota, Fungi, Ascomycota, Sordariomycetes, Xylariales, Xylariaceae.
AUGGCGGCUCCUCCUCCGAUCGUUCUCGACGGCGGCACCGGCUUCUUGAAGGUUGGGUAUGCCGCGCAGAACUUCCCCGAGCAUCAGUACCCGUCCAUCGUCGGCCGACCCAUCUUGCGAACCGAGGAGAGGAGUAGCGACAAUGACAUUACAAUCAAGGACAUCAUGUGCGGAGACGAGGCCGCCGCCGCCCGGACCAUGCUCCAGAUCUCAUACCCAAUGGAAAACGGCAUCGUCAAGAAGUGGGAUGACAUGCAGCAUCUCUGGGACUACACCUUCUACGAGAAGAUGAAGGUUGACCCGAAAGGGCGCAAGAUCCUUCUCACCGAGCCGCCCAUGAACCCUCUCAAGAACAGAGAGCAGAUGUGCGAAGUCAUGUUCGAGCGCUACGGGUUCGGAGGUGUCUACGUGGCUAUUCAGGCCGUUUUGGCAUUGUACGCUCAAGGGCUGAGCUCCGGUGUGGUCGUCGACUCCGGUGACGGGGUCACCCAUAUCGUUCCGGUGUACGAGUCUGUCGUCCUGAAUCACCUCACCCGAAGACUCGAUGUGGCAGGGCGGGACGUGACCCGGAACCUCAUCGCGCUUCUCCUAAGAAGGGGUUACGCGCUCAACCGAACAGCUGACUUCGAGACAGUUCGACAGAUCAAGGAGAAGCUUUGUUACGUGUCCUACGACCUGGAACUGGAUAAGCGCCUUAGUGAAGACACGACAGUCCUGGUGGAGAGCUACACCCUUCCUGACGGCCGGGUGAUUCGUGUAGGCAGUGAGCGUUUUGAGGCACCCGAGUGUCUGUUCCAGCCCCAUUUGGUCGACUGCGAACAACCAGGCAUGGCCGAGUUCCUCUUCAACACCAUCCAAGCCGCAGACGUCGACGUGCGCUCGUCUCUGUUCAAGGCGAUCGUCCUCUCGGGUGGUAGCAGCAUGUAUCCCGGCCUCCCUUCGAGGUUGGAGAAGGAGCUCAAGCAGCUAUGGCUCACACGCGUCCUCAGCGGCAACCCGGAACGGCUGAACAAGUUCAAGGUUAGGAUAGAGGAUCCCCCACGACGGCGGCACAUGGUAUUCCUGGGCGGUGCGGUGCUGGCGAACAUCAUGGCGGACAAGGAAAGCAUGUGGAUCACGCAGCAAGAGUGGGAGGAGCAAGGACCGAGGAUCCUGGAGAAGUUGGGACCGCGAUAG